AUGACCACGAAUACCGACUAUCAGCAGACGCAUCAUUUAUUACAGAUAUACCUACAGUCACGGAAACAGAGAUGGACAGCACGGACCGACACUAACGAUCUGAGGAAGUUGGGAACUUCCUCAGAGGACGAACUCUUGGCCUCCAGCCAAGAGACGGUUGAUGGCAAAACUGUGGGCCACAGGACGCCAUCAACCUUAAAUCAACCAUUCACAUCCGCUGAUGCCAAUGGGCAAAAGCGCCAAAACGUUAAGAAAGGCCCGUCCAGGUAUAAGCUUUACCAGAGUUCUCUGACUAUUCUCGGAAGAAUAAAAAAAAAUGAGGCUGAAGGGAAAACUCAUCCAAAGGGCGCGGCCGAUAAGGCAAGGUGCCAAAAGGUGAUCGAUGAGUACCUGCCGUUCCAGGCCACCCAGAAGGCAGAAGCCGUGAAACGCAAUCGUUCGCAGGACGAAAGCGACAAACUAACGAAGAAGCACAAAGUGUCAGUUCACACCGCUUCAAUACCAAAACCAACUAAACGCUUAUUUAAUGAGGUGGCACGGGAUCACCUGCAAAUAGCUUUGGUUGAUGAAAUAACUAACCGCGGUAAACCUGCAUCGGAUAAGUGGUCCGAAAUCGAGGCACGGCUGUCCCGUAUUAUCGUCGAUCACACCAUGGCAAACCCGGAGGGGCAUGUGCCAGGAUUUGAUUCAAUGGAGGUGGUCCGCGGAUACAGGGUGAUCAAGUGCGAGGAUCAACUCUCCCUUUACUUCCUGCAAGCAGUUGUGGGCAAGAUCCAGAGCGACUGGGAAGGUUUGAGGCUCAAACUAAUCCCGGCCAGCAAAAUCCCUCGACGGCCGAGGGCUCGCAUUUGGAUUCCGAACAUGGAAUUCGAAGCUAAGCAACUUAUUCCAUGCCUGCAGGCACACAACCGCACUGUUCCGAUGGAUGACUGGAGCAUCAUCAAAGCGGAGGCUCCGCAAAAGAACAGUGUGUCCUUCCUUCUCCAAAUAUCGGAGGAGAGCAUCGAGCCACGGGAAAAGUGGACAAUAAACUUCGGUUCGGCGUCAGGAAAACGAGAUGUGACGGCUGUGGAGGUAGAAGCCGCUGACGGUAUCGGCAUCAUAUUGGCUUCCAUCUACAUGGCACAUGAUCGGCUAGCACCACCCGAGAAAUAA
Anastrepha obliqua is the source of this 1155-nucleotide messenger RNA. RefSeq lists its product as uncharacterized. NCBI's taxonomy places the organism in Eukaryota, Metazoa, Arthropoda, Insecta, Diptera, Tephritidae. The coding region runs from base 1 to 1155 and encodes 384 amino acids. The record is from RefSeq and is a predicted model, not a curated record. The transcript has 3 exons.